Messenger RNA from Erigeron canadensis, 466 nucleotides. RefSeq lists its product as uncharacterized. The transcript has 2 exons. Lineage: Eukaryota; Viridiplantae; Streptophyta; Magnoliopsida; Asterales; Asteraceae. The record is from RefSeq and is a predicted model, not a curated record. The coding region runs from base 113 to 466 and encodes 117 amino acids.
UAAUGUGAAGACAACCCGUGGAAAACCGACCACAAAAAGGUCAAAAACGUCAUCCUCCAACGAACCACAAAGUCAAGGUUCGGAUGUACGUUUCGAGUUUGAUUUAAAUGACAUGACCAAGGAUGAGUCGGCGUUCCCGGAGCGCUCGUGCGGGAGAGACGUGGCUAAGAAAGCCGCUCAUGGAGGGUCGUCGAGUUCUUCCGGCAAGGGAAAAGCGGUGGCUAGGUACUCGGAGACGUUUGAUAAUCUCUCAAAGAAGUUGGAUGGUUUGUUUGAGGCGAGUAGGGAGCGGAUCAAUUUGGGCAAGCAAAAGGUGGAGAUUGGACGAAAAAGACUUGAAUCAAAGAAUACUCAACUCAAGCUAGCACAGUUGAAAGUGUUGAGCACCGACUAUGGUUAUCUUAAUGAAGAAGAUAGAUCAAUCAUGGAGAAGGCGAAAGAAGAAUAUAGGGAGAAGUAUCGUUAG